Molecule: messenger RNA, 1338 nt
Organism: Tympanuchus pallidicinctus (lesser prairie-chicken)
Lineage: Eukaryota; Metazoa; Chordata; Aves; Galliformes; Phasianidae
Gene: GALK1
Product: galactokinase 1
Exons: 8
Coding region: 9-1208 (399 amino acids)
Biological process (GO): carbohydrate phosphorylation; galactose metabolic process
Cellular component (GO): cytoplasm; cytosol
Molecular function (GO): ATP binding; galactokinase activity
Source: RefSeq, a predicted model, not a curated record
GAGAGACGAUGGCGGCGGUGGCGGAACCGGGUCCGUGCUCGCUGCUGGCGGCCGCCCGCGAGGCGUACGAGGCGGCCUUCGGUGGGGCGGCGGCCGUGGCUGCGUGGGCUCCCGGGAGGGUCAACCUCAUCGGCGAGCACACCGACUACAACGGCGGCUUCGUGCUGCCCAUGGCCCUGCAGCUGGGAACGGUGCUGGUAGGUUCUCCCACGCAGGACGGGACCAUCUCCAUCCUCACCACCGCGCCGGGGGCGGACGAGCCCCAUAGGGUGCAGUUCCCGGCUCCUACCCAAAGCCGCCCUCUGAGCCCGGGGAGACCGCACUGGGCCAACUACGUCAAAGGUGUGAUCCAGCACUACCGGGGCGGUCCCGUGCCGGGUUUCAAUGCUGUGAUCUCCAGCGAUGUCCCCCUGGGUGGUGGUCUUUCAAGCUCUGCCUCUCUGGAAGUGGCCACAUACACCUUCCUGCAGCAGCUCUGCCCCGACGAUGGUGAUUUGGUGGCCAAGGCUCUGGCGUGCCAGCAGGCAGAACACACGUUUGCCGGCAUGCCCUGCGGGAUCAUGGAUCAGUUCAUAUCAGUGAUGGGCAAAGAGAACCAUGCGCUGCUCAUCGACUGCAGGUCCCUGGAUGCUGUCCCCGUCCCUCUGCGUGAUGCCAACCUGGCUGUCCUCAUCACCAACUCCAACGUGCGGCACACACUGACGGGCAGUGAGUACCCCGCGCGGCGGCGCCAGUGCCAGGAGGCAGCAGCAGCACUGGGCAGGACCACCCUGCGGGAUGUCACCAUGGCCGAGCUGGAAGGGUUUGUGUGUGUCUCUGCAGCAUCCAGGAGCCAGCUGGAUGAGGAGGUGUACCGCCGUGCCAGGCACGUGGUUGGGGAGAUCGAGCGCACGGCGCGGGCAGCACAAGCACUGCGGGAUGGGGAUUAUGUCACGUUUGGGAUGCUGAUGGUGGAGAGCCACAACUCCCUGCGGGAUGACUAUGCUGUGAGCUGCCCGGAGCUGGACCAGCUGGUGGCGGCAGCCCUGGAGGUCGAUGGGGUCUAUGGCAGCCGGAUGACAGGGGGAGGAUUUGGGGGCUGCACUGUGACACUGCUGGUGGCCGAGGCUGCAGAGAGAGCCCAGCAGCACAUCCAGGAGAAGUACAGCGGCUCAGCGACCUUCUACAUCACCAAACCCUCCGAUGGGGCAAAGGUGCUGCCCUUGUAGAGAAGCCAGCACAGCAUCCCUGCUGGGAUCACCUCCUUCCCAAGGAGCACAAACACCUGGAGCGCAUCUUCCUCCAUCUGCUGUUGGGGGUGGGGGAAUAAUGUAAUUAAAACAAAAAGGAACAGGCAAA